CUGGAGGAGCUGUCAAAACUUCCUCUCAGCUGCCCUCCGCCCGCCCGCCCGCCCAGCGUCGGCCUCCGCCUCCUCCGCUUCCCCCGGGGGCGGGGGAAGGGCACAGGGCCAACGUCCGAUGAAGCGGCGGCGGAGGCUGCCUCCUCCUCGGCAGCAGCAGCAGCAGGAGAAGGAGUCGUUCGUUGCCUGCGGCCGCCACCCUUCACGGGGCCUUGUGUGAGGCGAGAGCGGGCGUCGUCGCGUGAGGGAAGAGAUUCUCCUCAGCUGAGGCGGCGGGAGAAGCCGGCCUGCCCUGCGCGCGCCGGCGGUUGGUGGCGUCGUCGCCGCGGGUCGCUCUCCCCUCCUGCGCCGACCUCGCCGGCCCUCCCCUCCGCCCCGCGAGGAAAGGGGUCUGGUUGCGUGUGGGCUGAGGCGGGCCCUCCUCCCUUCGCCCUCCCCAUGCCGCUACCUGCGCGCUGGUCCGCGGCGGCUGAGGCCAGCAAUGCGAGGCGGAGGUAGGAGAGAGGAGGAGGAGGCGGAGAAGCAGAAGCAGCAGCAGGAGAAGAAGACGACGACGACGAAGGGAAACAGCGGCGGCGGCGGCGGGAGCAGGAGGAGCGUCGGGAUCGCCGCCCUCCUCCUCCUCCUCCUCCUCACCCCCGUCCCCCAAGCUCCCUCCUCGCCCUCCAUGUGCCUCCUCUCCCGUCCUGCUGACUAGGAUGUCAACGGAGGAGCAGAGCCCGGCGCCGGCGGCCGAGCAGCCGCCUCCUCCACCGCCGCCGCCGCCGCCACAACUCCCCGAGCCGGGAGCUCCCCCCACGGCGGCGGCGGCGGCCGCCACAGACAAAAGACCUAGGGGCCGGCCUCGCAAAGAUGGCGCUUCCCCUUUCCAGAGAGUCAGGAAGAAGCCUCGAAGUAGAGGAAAACCUGCAGUGGAGGAUGAAGACAGCAUGGAUGGUUUGGAGGCAGCAGAAACAGAAAACACUGUGGAAACUGAAAUCAAGGAACAAUCUGCAGAGGAGGAUGCCCAAACUGAAGUGCAUGGUGACAAGAAGCUAACGCCAGUUCUUCAGCGCUCAGUGUCUGUGGAAUCUGCAAGCUCCAUUGCCUCUGUUGGUGUUGAAGCAAAAACCAGCAGUGAACAGCUCUGCGCCUUUUGUUAUUGUGGGGAACGAAGCUCAUUGGGACAAGGAGAACUUAAGCAGUUUAGUCCAACACCAGGGUUUAUUGCUCCAUGGAGCAACCAGUCUUUAAAUAAGAGUGAAACUGGUGACAGCAAUGACGGCAUUUAUGAGAGUACUCCAAGGCAGAAUUCAGUCCUACGCAAAUCAAGAGGACAAAAGAAAGAGAAGUCUCAUCAGAGCAUAACAUCUUGUAGAAGUAUAAGCACUCAAACUACUCCUGAUGAUCAGGUAGUCAAAUUCUGGGAUGAACUCAAAAUGGUUGGCUUACCAGAUGACAUUGAUGUCCAAGCCUUAUUUGAGCCAACAGGUUACUGCUGGGCUCAUCACCGCUGUGCGGAAUGGUCACUUGGAAUUUGCCAGACUGAAGAGCAUCUACCAGUGAGUGUGGACAAAGCUGUUGUCUCAGGGAGCACAAAACGAUGUGCAUAUUGCAAGCACCUUGGAGCCACUAUCAAAUGCUGUGAAGAGAAAUGCACCCAGAUGUACCAUUAUCCAUGUGCUGCUGGAGCAGGCACUUUUCAGGACUUUAAUAAUUUUUCCCUUCUUUGCCCAGACCACAUUGACCAGGCUCCACAAAGAUCAAAGGAAGAAGCAAACUGUGCAGUGUGUGAUAGCCCUGGCGACCUCUUAGAUCAGCUUUUUUGUACUACCUGUGGCCAGCAUUACCAUGGAAUGUGCCUGGAUAUACAAGUGACACCUAUAAAACGGGCAGGUUGGCAGUGUCCAGAUUGCAAAGUGUGCCAGAACUGCAAGCAUUCUGGAGAAGACAACAAGAUGCUUGUGUGUGAUACAUGUGACAAAGGGUAUCAUACUUUUUGUUUACAACCAGUUAUGGACUCUGUACCAACAAAUGGCUGGAAAUGCAAAAACUGCAGGGUAUGUGCAGAAUGUGGCACACGGACCAGUAGUCAGUGGCAUCACAACUGUCUUAUGUGUGAUAGUUGUUACCGUCAGCAAGACAAUUUGCCUUGUCCUUUCUGUGAAAAAUCCUCCAAUCCAGACUUGCAAAAAGACAAGUUGCGUUGUCAUAUGUGCAAAAGGUGGAUUCACAUAGAAUGUGACAGAUUUCCCGAUAACGAACUGGAUACUCACUUAAAAGAAUACACUUGCAGUCUUUGCAAAUACUUAGAAGCAGAAGAGGAACAUGCACAGGCAUGUGAUGUGAUGGAUACUGCCCAACCUCUUCCUGAAACUGGUACAGUUUGUGCAGAUGAAAUGGAAACAGAAGAAGGAGGAGAUGUAGCCAACAAGGACCAACUAGUAACGGAUAGCAUCCUUGCUCAAGAAUCAACGGUUAAGUGUGGCACAGAUGGCUUCUCAUUAAAUGAAAAUAAUGGUGAACUGGAAACAGAGGCUCCUGACCAUUUUGGUAAAAGUGAAAUAGAAACAUCUCCUAAAAAGACUCCUGCAUCUGAUCUUAAUCAUGCUGAUAAAAAGAUAGAAAUGACAGAAAAUCUUUCAAAUACAAUGCAGCAAGUCUUAGACAAGCAAACUGAGGAAACAAAACAAUCACAGGAAAGCACUGAGGUAUUUGAAAUGUCCACAGAGGAAUCUCAGCUUCCGCCAGAGAUACCUGAGGAUGUAGCAAAGAUAUCGGAAACCUUCAAUUUGGUCAAUAGUGAGAGCAGCUCCUGUAAGAAGGAAGAACAACCAGAAACAACAAUGGUGCCAGAAGCUGCAGAAGGAGAUGACACUCCUGAAAAUUAUGAAACGUCAUCUCUUCCUGCAAAUGAAAGUUGUGCAACUGACAGUUCACCAUUGGAAGAUAAAUCUUUAAAGUCACCAGCUGAAACACAGUCUUUAUUUUCAUCAUCGGUUGAAUUAAACAAGUCCAGUGUGUCUUCCUCACCAGCAGCCUCACUAGAGUUAGGCUCUUCACAUGACACAAUGCGUAGUCAGAUGUCACCACUAGAAUCCUCUAUAACUCUUCCAACGACAUACGUAUCGCUCACUCCAAAAAUUGGAAUGGGAAAACCAGCUAUCACCAAAAGAAAGUUUUCUCCUGGGAGACCAAGGUCAAGACAGGGGGCUUGGAGUAGCCAUAAUACAGUGAGCCCACCUUCCUGGUCCCCAGACAUUUCAGAAGGUCGGGAAACUUUUAAGUCCAGACCGCUACCUGGCAGUGCCAUAUGGAGCAUCAAAGUGGGUCGUGGCUCAGGGUUUCCUGGGAAGCGGAGACCACGUGGUGCAGGCCUUUCUGGAAGAGGUGGACGGGGGAGAUCAAAACUUAAAAAUGGAAUUGGAUCUUUUCUUUCUCCAGGGGUCACAGAUAUGGACAUUUCAUCUAACAAAGACGAGGAAGAAAACUCAAUGCACAAUACUGUUGUUCUGUUUUCUAGCAGUGACAAGUUUACUUUGCAUCAGGAUAUGUGUGUAGUUUGUGGGAGUUUUGGCCAAGGUGCAGAAGGACGUUUGCUUGCCUGCUCUCAGUGUGGUCAGUGUUACCAUCCAUACUGUGUCAGUAUUAAGAUAACAAAAGUGGUGCUCCACAAAGGUUGGAGGUGUCUGGAAUGCACUGUGUGUGAAGCCUGUGGGAAGGCUACAGAUCCAGGAAGACUGCUCCUUUGCGAUGAUUGUGAUAUCAGCUAUCACACUUACUGCCUAGAUCCGCCAUUGCAGACAGUUCCUAAAGGAGGGUGGAAAUGCAAAUGGUGUGUUUGGUGCAGACAUUGUGGUGCUACAUCUCCUGGUCUUAGAUGUGAAUGGCAAAAUAAUUACACACAGUGUGCUCCCUGUGCAAGUUUAUCUACCUGCCCAGUCUGCUGUUGCAAUUACAGAGAAGAAGAGCUUAUUCUGCAAUGCAGACAGUGUGACAGAUGGAUGCACACAAUCUGUCAAAACUUAAACACAGACGAGGAAGUUGAAAGCACGGCUGACAGUGGCUUUGACUGUACCAUGUGUCAGCCAUACAUACCACCAGCAAAUGUGCCUUCCUCUGAAUGCUGUGAACCAUCGGUUGCCACUCAAAUUAUAACAAAAGCAAAGGAAUUUGACCCACCGAAGACAUACACUCAGGAUGGAGUCUGUCUGACAGAAACAGGGAUGUCUCAGUUACAGAGCCUCAGUGCUGUUGUACCAAGAAGAAAACGGACAAAGCCAAAGCUCAAGUUGAAGAUUAUAAACCAGAAUAGUGUGGCUGUACUUCAGACCCUGCCUGACAUCCAAUCAGAACAUUCAAGGGAUGGCGAGAUGGAUGACAGUAGAGAAGGAGAUCUCAUGGACUGUGAGGGAAAAUCUGAUACAAGCCCUGAACGGGAGCCUGCAGAUGAUGAUCCUAAGGGAGUAGAAGGAACUGAGGGGAUUAAAAAGAGAAAAAGAAAACCAUACAGACCUGGCAUUGGUGGAUUUAUGGUACGUCAGCGGAGUCGUACAGGACAGGGAAAAACAAAACGAUCUCUUUCAAGGAAGGACUCCUCUGGCUCCGUAUCUGAGCAGAUACCCAGCAGAGAUGAAAGUUGGAGUGAACAGCUACUAGAUACACCCGUUGAUGAAACUACUCCUGUUUCAGAGAAUACAGAAAAAAUUAAAAAGCGUUACAGGAAGAAGAAAAACAAGCUUGAAGAAAUCUUCCCAGCGUACUUGCAGGAAGCCUUCUUUGGAAAAGACCUCCUAGAUACCAGUAGACAAAGAAAACCAAGUUUAGAUAAUUUAUGUGAAGAGAGCCUUAACAUUUCUUGCAAAGCAAAUUUGAACACAAAUUUCCUAGAUCCAUCUUCAGAUCCACUUCUUAGCUCAACUUCCACUCCAGCUCCAUCAAAAUCUGGAAUACAAGGUACCUCGGAUGACCCAUUAGCUGCCCUGGUACUGAGCACUGAUGAUGACAUACUUGGAAUUCUUUCUGAUGAUUUAGUGAAAUCUGGGGAUCAUUCAGGUCUUGAUUUAUGCACUUUCCAGGUUGAGAGCUCAUCCUCCCCUUUUGCUGGACUAGAUAUUGGACCCAUAUCGGAUGAUCCAUCCUCUAUACCUCCACAAAGCGUCAGUCAGAGUUCACGGCCACUGAGUGAAGAACAGUUAGAUAGAAUCCUGAGUCCUGAACUGGACAAGAUGGUCACAGAUGGUGCAAUUCUUGGCAAACUGUACAAGAUUCCAGAGCUGGGAGGAAAGGAUGUUGAAGACCUAUUUACUGCUGUACUGAGCCCUUCAGCUACUCAGUCAACUCCUUUGCCACAACCCCCACCACCGCCACCUCCUCAACUCAUGCAUUUGCAUAAUCAAGGAGAGAAUGCAUUUUCAAGAGUUCCACUUAUAAAUGGCCUAAUUGGACCAAGCCCCCAUCUCCCUCAUACAACUUUGGUUCCGGGAGGAGGAAUAGGUUCCUUUUCGACAAUAGCACAGCCACCAUACACAGACACAAGGGAUAAGAAUACAGCAUUUAAUGCAGUGCUGAAUGAUCCCACCAGUUCUUGGGUUCCGUCUGCUACACCACUGGAUGGUGAAGGUGAUACCAUGUCUAACGCACAGAGAAGCACUCUUAAGUGGGAAAAGGAAGAAGCACUUGGUGAAAUGGCAACUGUAGCACCUGUUUUGUACACGAAUAUCAAUUUUCCAAAUCUAAAGGAGGAGUUCCCAGAUUGGACUACAAGAGUGAAGCAAAUUGCUAAAUUGUGGAGGAAAGCAAGCUCACAAGAAAGAGCUCCAUAUGUGCAAAAAGCCCGAGAUAAUAGAGCUGCCUUACGGAUCAACAAAGUGCAGAUGUCUAAUGAUUCCAUGAAAAGGCAGCAGCAGCAGGAUAGCAUUGAUCCAAGCUCUCGUAUCGACACUGAACUCUUUAAGGACCCAUUAAAGCAGAGGGAAUCAGAGCAUGAGCAAGAGUGGAAAUUUAGACAGCAAAUGCGUCAGAAAAGUAAACAGCAAGCUAAAAUUGAAGCAACUCAGAAACUUGAGCAAGUGAAAAAUGAGCAGCAGCAACAGCAGCAACUGCAACAACAACUUGGGUCACAGCAGCUUUUGAACCAGUCAGGUUCAGACACACCUAGUAGUGGGAUUCAAAGUCCUUUAACCCCUCAGACUGGCAAUGGAAGUAUGUCUCCUGCACAACAGACGUUAUAUACAAAACAGGUUCCUGGUACCCCUACUUCUACACCUUCUGAUGUUUUCUUAAAGCCACAGGCCCCACCUCCACCUGCAGCACCAAAUAGAAUGCCUGUUCAAGAUGCACAUUGCCAGGCACCAUCACAACAGAUGUUUCCUCCUUGCUCCUCUACCAGACCACCUUCUCCUGUUGACCCUUAUGCAAAAAUGGUGGGAACUCCUCGGCCACCACCUGUUAACCAAAAUCAAAACUUUGUCAGAAUAAAUUCUGUUACAUCAGUAGAUAUCUGUCCACCCCCUUCAACCCUAUCCAGGCCAGCUCAGGCAUCUGAAUCAACAGGGAGCAGGCCAUCACCUGUCAGAGAUUCAUGUUCUUUGUCUCCAGUCAACAGUGACCCUUAUGCAAAAGCUCCAGAUACACCCAGGCCUACAAUGGGAACGGAACCUUUCUCCAAACCUUUGGGGAUAUCAAGAUCACCUUUAAUUGCAGAACAACCAGGGAAAGCAUCUUUAUCAGCGGCAAACAGCGACCCCUUUGCUAAACCACCUCCAAGAACAGAUGCGUUUCAAAGGCCCCGGAUGUCUCCUGCUGACUCAUAUGCACGCCCACCAUUGACUCCCAUUCCUGUUGUUGAGGGAAGUCCUGGCCCAUUUAAAACUCCAAUGCGCCCAACUCAGUCACCACAAGAUCCGUAUGCUUCAAUGCCACCAACCCCACGGCGCAUGUCUGUGGACCCCUAUGAACGGCCUGUUUUGACACCAAGGCCAGUAGAUAGCUUUUCACACAAUCCAUCUAAUGACCCAUAUAGUCAGCCUCCUCUGACUCCGCAUCCAGCAAUAAAAGAGACUUUUGCCCACCCACAAAGAGUAGUGCGAAACCAGGGUGAUUCUUUUUCUCAGUCUGGAACUAUUUCAAGGGCAGUUGCUCAGGACCCUUACGCCCAGCCUCCGGGUACUCCUCGGCCUGUCUCAGAUCCCUACGCCCAGCCUCCGGGUACCCCUCGGCCUGUCUCAGAUCCCUACGCCCAGCCUCCGGGUACCCCUCGGCCUGUCUCAGAUCCCUACGCCCAGCCUCCGGGUACCCCUCGGCCUGUCGCAGACCCCUACGCCCAGCCUCCAGGUACCCCUCGGCCUGUCUCAGAUCCCUACGCCCAGCCUCCGGGUACCCCUCGGCCUGUCGCAGACCCCUACGCCCAGCCUCCAGUUACUCCUCGGCCUGUUGCAGACCCCUACGCUCAGCCUCCGGGUACUCCUCGGCCAGUCACAGACCCCUAUGCCCAGCCUCCGGGUACUCCUCGCCCCACUGCUGUUGACCCAUACAUGCAUCAGCCACUCACACCAAGACCUGCACAGACUGGAGACUUAUUUGCUCAGGUUUCAGCUAAUCAAAGGCAUUCUGAUCCAUAUGCCCAACCUCCAGGUACACCAAGGCCGGUUAGUAGUGAUCCAUAUUCUCAACCACCAGCAACACCAAGGCCUGGAAUUCCAGAACCUUACAGUAGACCAGCCCUAAUGUCAAAUCGUGAUCCUUAUCUGCAGGCAUCACAGAACAGGACCUUACCUGGGACAUUUGUAAGGCCAUCAGAUCCGUGUUCUCAGCCUCCAAAGCUAUUGGGACCGGCUGCGACAGAUUCUUUUAGCCAUGCUUCAACAGCACCACCUUGUGAUCCUUAUGAUCAACCUCCAAUGACUCCAAGACCUCAGCCAGAAACUUUUGGAACUGCUCAGCUUCCCCACGAUGUUGCAGAUCAGCCAAGAUCUGGAUCAGAGGGUAACUUGGGCUCAUCUGCAAACUCUUCUAUGAGCUUGCAGGGAAAACAGUUCCCCCAAGCUUCUCCUGGCCCAGUACCAACAGCUGGAGCAACAAAUACGCAGACCACAAUGUCUCAGGCAGAUGCAGAAAAAAUAAGACAACGCCAGAAAUUACGUGAGAUUAUUCUGCAGCAGCAGCAACAAAAGAAGAAUGCCAUCCGUCAAGAGAAAAUGCCACAAGAGCCGACCACAGCACCUCAUGCAGGAUCUACGCAACCAUGGCAGCAGCAAGAAAAUCUGAAGCAGAUUUUUAACAGGCCGCCUCCUCCAUAUCCUGGGAAUAUUAGGUCAGCCAUUGUCCCUCCCAGCGGACUAAGGUUCACAGGUUUUCCCAUCGAUGGGCAGUUUAAUAGACCCCAAUUUCCAGGAGAUAUGGGUGGAAUGGCAAUGAGACCUCAUGGAAUUAGAUUUGGUUUUUCUGGAGGUGGUCAUGGUCCUCCACCAUGUCAAGAACGUUUCCUUGGGCCUCCCCAGCAAAUGCAACGUGCUGGAGUUCCACCACAACUCAGAAGAUCAAUUGACAUGCCUAGACUCCCUAACAAGCCACAAAUGGGCAACCCUAUUGGACUCUCACAGCAUUUCCCACCGCAAGGUAUUCAGGUUCAACAGCACAACAUCAUGGGGCAGGCAUUUAUUGAGCUCUGUCACAGAGCACCCGAAGGCAGGCCAAGACUUCCUUUUAAUUCCUCGUCAGCUGUUACGAACACAGUCCCCCAGCAUCAACAACAUACAGGAUUUGUACCUAGACAGGACUGUCAAGGCCCAAGACACCUAGAGCCCACAAGACGUAAUUCUCAAAGCCUAAACAAUCCAUUGCAUGUGGCAACGGGUUUGGAGCAUUUACCGCCAGGUCAGCAAGCUAUAGUGAAUCCCAACCAUCCACCUGUAUUAGUCAUGUGUUCUUUAGGUCAUCCACCAGUUAAUGAUGCUUUUUCAGGAGGUUCUUUGCCAACAACAACACCUACGGAGGCAGCAAGUGACUUACAGAUUCCCAACCAACCCACUGAUGGAUUAGAAGAAAAGCUUGAUCCUGAUGACUCCUCUGUAAAAGAUUUAGAUGUCAAGGACCUUGAGGGUGUUGAGGUUAAGGAUUUAGUUGACGAGGACCUUGAAAAUCUAAAUCUAGACCCAGAAGAUGGCAAAGGAGAUGAACUGGACACAUUAGAUAAUCUUGAAACGAAUGAUCGCCACCUUGAUUACCUUCUAAGAUCAGGCGAAUUUGACAUAAUUGCCUACACUGAUCCAGACCACGAUUUGGGUGACAAAAAAGGUAUGUUUAGUGAGGAGCUAGAUCUUAAUGUCCCCAUAGAUGAAAUACAAGGCAAAGCAGAAGAUACUCAGCAAAAGCAUCAGGAUGAGAAAGCUACCACUCCUGCAGCAUCGUCUCCUCAGAAAAAAACUGCUGAAGUCAGUGAAAUUAAAACAGAAGUUAUGUCUCCAAACACAUUAGAAGAAACUAAAUCUGAAAGUGAAAAAAGAGAUGUAAGUGUGGCAUCCUCCAGCGCUCAGUUUAUGACUGAAACAGAAUUACAUGAUGGAGAGGCAACAUCUGUGAUGCCCCAUAAUGUGGAAUUACCUGGCAAAACAAAUAUGAAUGAGGAAAUCACUGUGCCCAGCCCAGAUACUGUUCCGGGCCCUGCUCCAACAUCAACUCAAGGUUCUUGCAAUAUCUCUGGAUCCACUCCUGUUCUUACAAGUUUGUUAGCUAAUGAGAAUUCAGAAAACACUGAUGUCGGGCCUCUGGGCUCUCCGCCUAAUCCACAGCCAGCAGCACAAAUCAACCCUGUUUCAAGUAUGCCACAAACUUUAAUGACAUCUGCUGGUCAAACCAUGGAAAAUACUGUACCUAAUGUGAACAUGGUUCCACAAAUAAGCCAUAACUUCUCACAAGGGACGGCGGUAAAUCCAGCCUUUAUUCCUGGCCAGACAGCUAAUAGCUUUGGGGCAGUGCAGCCUGGUAAUCAAACUGUGCCUGCUGUAAAUCGACCCGGCCCCAGUGGUAUGCCUGGGCCACAGCCGAUGAUGAUUCCGCAAACAUUAGCCCAGCAGCAAAAUCGAGAGAGGCCUCUUCUGCUAGAAGAACAGCCUCUUCUGCUGCAAGAUCUUUUGGAUCAAGAAAGGCAAGAGCAGCAGCAGCAGCGACAGAUGCAAGCCAUGAUUCGCCAGCGUUCAGAGCCAUUUUUCCCCAACAUUGAUUUUGAUGCAAUCACUGACCCUAUAAUGAAAGCGAAAAUGGUGGCUCUGAAAGGGAUCAAUAAAGUAAUGGCACAGAACAAUAUGGGCAUGCCACAAAUGGUCAUGAACAGAUUUGCCUUUAUGGGUCAAGCAGUGCCAGGAGUACCAAGUGGUGAAAGCCAGAAUCUUGUUCAGCAAGCAAUCACACAGGAUGGAAACCUAACACCGCAGAUGUCUAGACCCAACCCUCCAAAUUUUGGUCCUGGUUUUGUAAAUGAUUCACACAGAAAGCAAUAUGAAGAAUGGCUACAAGAAACACAGCAGCUUCUUCAGAUGCAACAGAAAUUCCUUGAAGAACAAAUUGGAGCACACAGAAAAUCAAAAAAGGCACUAUCUGCAAAACAGCGCACUGCAAAGAAAGCUGGUCGAGAAUUCCCAGAGGAAGAUGCGGAGCAGCUCAAGCAUGUUACUGAGCAGCAGAGUAUGGUUCAAAAACAACUUGAACAGAUACGAAAGCAACAGAAAGAGCAUGCAGAACUCAUUGAAGAAUAUCGGAUUAAACAGCAACAAUGUGGAAUGGGACCCCAUGCAAUGGUGCCAGGUAUGCCUGCUCAGCCUGCAAUGGUCACAGGAGGAUCUCCACCAGCAGUGGGUCAGCAGAGUUUCCCAAUGGUAUCUCAACAGCUUCAGCAUCAACAGCAUGCCAUAGCUGUUCCUGGACAACCCAAUCCACCCAGAAUGCUAAGUUUGCCUGGAUGGCAACCGCCGCCCAGUGCUGCUUCAGCACACAUCCCACACAAUGUACCAAGGAUGCAGCCACCAAUGGCACAGUUGCCGGUGAAUCCUGUUACUCCCACUUCUGUGCCAGCUCCUAGCUCAAAUGUACAGUCAGGGCCACCACCCCGUGUAGAGUUCGAUGACAACAACCCAUUUAGUGAAAGCUUUCAAGAGCGUGAGCGAAAGGAGCGUUUGCGAGAGCAGCAGGAAAGGCAACGGAUUCAGCUUAUGCAGGAGGUGGAUCGGCAGAGAGCUCUGCAGCAGAAAAUGGAAAUGGAACAGCACAGUACAAUGGGCUCAGAAUUAAAUGCCAGAACUUCUUUGCCUCAAAUACCGUUCUUCAAUUCAGACCUACCUUGUGAUUUUAUGCGGCCUCCACGGCCUCUUCAGCAAUCUCCACAGCAUCAACAGCAGCAGAUGGGACCCAUUAUGCAGCAAGGACCUCUAAACUCCCCACCUCCUUCCAGCUUUCCGCAGUGUAGUGAGCGGCAGCCAGUGGGAUCUUCCCCCUUUGUUCCCGAUCCUCCCCCACUUCCAGACGGAAGUCCCCCUUUCCAUUCUGUGAAGCAGCCAUGUGGAAGCUUUUCACAGUACCAGGUUCGGCCUCAGUUUGCCACUGGCCUGCCUGGAGUUUCUCCUGGAACUGGCAGUGGUCCCCCCUGUGGUCAGGACGCCAUGCCCCAUGGAACAAACUUUCCUGGAACAAGUCAGUCUCUCAUCCAGUUGUAUUCUGAUAUCAUUCCAGAGGAGAAGGGCAAAAAGAAAAGAACCAGAAAGAAGAAGAAAGAGGAUGAUGCGGAGUCAGUAAAUACCCCAUCAACCCCACAUUCAGAUAUAACUGCACCCCCAACUCCAGUUGUUUCAGACGCUGUCUCCACCCCAACAGUUAGCACGCCUGGUGAACUUCCACGGCAUCCAGGAGAAUCGGAGGCAGAGGAGCUGCCAGGCUCAUCACCCCCAGAUGUUGCUGAGAGUCAGUCUUCCUUAGAAUUGAAAAGUCAGCUCUCCAGGACUGAUUUGCCACAAAACAUAUUGCCUGAGCAGCCAGGCAUGAACCAGGAGACAGACAAGGACAAGACAGAGGCUUCUAUGAGCAUUCAGGAAAUUAAUCAGGAAAAGACAAGCACUGAUCAAUGCCCUAGUGAGGCUGAGCCUAAGAUGGAGAAUGAAAAUGGCAUUAAAGUGGAAGAGGAGAAAGCUACUGUGCAGCCUUCCCCUUCUUUGCAGAAUCAGGCACAACCUGACAGCAUUCCAGCAGCAAAAGGGGAAUCAGGGAAUGAACUCCUCAAACACUUGCUUAAGAACAAAAAAUCUGCCUCUCUUUUCAAGCAGAAAGCAGAAAGCAGCUUACAGUCAGAAGAAAGUGCUAAGGAGAGCAAAUUCGUGGGGAAACGGGAUCCGAUGGAAGGCAGCAUGCAAUCAUUAGGGAAUCCAUUGCAGGGUACAUUUGGAUGUGGUAACAGCCAGCUUCAGAGAGCAGAUUUAGGACAUGAAAUGAAAAAACAACGAAAUAAACGAACUCAGAGGGCGGGUGAGAAGGCAGCACCUCGAUCUAAGAAGAGAAAAAAAGAGGAAGAGGAAAAGCAUGCUAUUUAUCCUAACACUGAAACAUUUAUGCAGUUAAAACAGCAACUCUCUUUGCUGCCUCUAAUGGAGCCGAUAAUUGGAGUGAGUUUUGCCCACUUUCUUCCUUAUGGCAGUGGCCAUCUGAAUAGUGGAAAUCGCCUUUUGGGAAGCUUUGGUAGUGCAACGCUUGACGGGGUAUCAGAUUACUAUUCUCAGCUAAUCUACAAGCAGAAUAACUUGAGUAACCCUCCCACUCCUCCGGCCUCCCUCCCUCCUACACCUCCACCUGUGACUUGCCAAAAACUGGUAAAUGGAUUUGCAACCACUGAAGAACUUGCUACAAAGGCUGGAAUGCUUGGAGGGCAUGAUGUUACCAAAGCUCUGGGACCGAAGCAGUUUCAGCUGCCUUUCAGACCACAGGAUGAUCUGUUAGCCAGAGCCAUGGCUCAGGGUCCUAAAAGUGUGGAUGUUCCUGCUUCUCUUCCAACCCCACCUCAUAACAAUCAUGAAGAGCUGAGGGUUCAGGAUCCCUGUGAUGACAGAGACACUCCUGACAGCUUUGUUCCUUCCUCCUCUCCCGAGAGUGUAAUGGGCAUGGAAAUAAGUAGAUACCCUGAUCUGUCAGCAGUAAAGGAAGAGAUGCCCGAACCUGUUCCAUCCCCCAUCAUUCCAAUUCUACCUGCCAGUACUGGAAAAGGUUCAGAAGAAAAAAGGAAUUAUAUCAAAACAGAGCCUGGUUCUGGCUUCUUUGGCUCUCAGCUUGGUCCUUCUCAAAAUGGUCCAAAAUCUGGCCUUGUAUCCAUAGCAAUUACUUUACAUCCCACAGCUGCAGAGAAUAUUGGCAGUGUGGUGGCUGCAUUUUCCAAUCUUCUGCAUGUCAGAAUUCCAAACAGUUAUGAAGUGAGCAGUGCACCAGAUGUCUCAUCCUCUCUGGGAAUUAUGAACUCUCACAGAGCAAAUGUAGCCUUUGAGUACAGGCAGCACUUGUUACUUCACGGUCCUCAGGCAGGCACUGUAGGGUCUCCUGGACUAACAGGGCCUUACGGACUCAAACAACAUAAUAUGCCAUUUCCCCCAAGUGGUAACGUCUUGGCAGGCUAUAAGGCACACAGUCCACAUGUUGCAGAUGGUUCAGGGUUGAGGUCACAGUGGUGCUCUCAUUGUAAAGUCGUAGUUCUGGGCAGUGGAGUACGGAAAUCCUUCAGUGAUCUACCUUUCCUGAAACAGGAUUCUAGAGAGAAGUCUGAAAGAAUGGAGAAAGACAUUGUCUUCUGUAGCAACAACUGCUUUGUUCUUUAUUCAGCAUCCAUGCAAGCAAAAAGCUCAGAAAGCAAGGAAUCAAUUCCUACCUUGCCACAGUUUCCAUUGAAGGAGGCAGCCCCCAAAGUGUUCCAUCAGUAUAACAACAACAUCUCUACGUUAGAUGUGCACUGCCUGCCUCAGCUACAGGAAAAGAUUUCUCCGCCUUCCUCGCCCCUUAUCACCUUCCCUCCUGCUUUUGAAGCAGCCAGAGUCGAGCCAAAACCAGAUGAGCUUAAGGUAACCGUGAAGCUAAAACCCCGCCUGAGAACUAUACCGAAUGGUCUGGAUGACUGUCGACCAGUAAGUAAGAAAUGGAAAGGAAUGAAGUGGAAAAAGUGGAACAUACAGAUUGUGAUUCCUAAAGGAACAUUCAAACCUCCUUGUGAUGAGGAGAUAGAUGAAUUCCUCAAAAAGCUGGGCACAACCAUUAAACCUGACCCAGUGCCGAAGGACUACCGAAAGUGUUGUUUCUGUCAUGAGGAGGGAGAUGGGCUGACAGAUGGACCAGCAAGACUUCUAAACCUUGACUUAGAUGUUUGGGUCCACUUGAACUGUGCUCUUUGGUCUACUGAGGUCUAUGAGACACAAGCUGGUGCCUUAAUCAAUGUGGAGCUCGCCCUGCGAAGGGGCUUGCAGAUGAAAUGCAUGUUCUGUCACAAAAUGGGCGCCACCAGCGGCUGUCACAGGUUAAGGUGCACCAAUAUUUAUCACUUUACCUGCGCCAUUAAAGCACAAUGCAUGUUUUUUAAAGACAAAACUAUGCUUUGCCCUAUGCACAAACCAAAGGGCGCUCACGAGCAAGAACUCAGCUAUUUUGCAGUCUUCAGGCGGGUAUACGUCCAGCGGGAUGAAGUCCGACAAAUUGCCAGCAUAGUCCAACGGGGGGAUCGCGAGCACACCUUCCGGGUGGGGAGCCUCAUCUUCCACACGAUUGGCCAGCUGCUGCCACACCAGAUGCAGGCCUUCCAUUCUUCAAAGGUGCUCUACCCUGUGGGUUACGAGGCCAGCCGGUUGUAUUGGAGCACACGCUAUGCCAACCGCAGAUGUCGCUACCUGUGUUCCAUUGAAGAGAAGGAUGGUCUUCCCCUCUUUGUGAUCAGGAUCAUUGAGCAAGGCCAUGAAGACCUGGUUCUUACUGACUCAACCCCUAAAGGUGUUUGGGAUAAAAUCCUAGAGCCUGUUGCUUCAGUAAGGAGGAGUUCUGAAAUGCUGCAGCUAUUCCCUGCAUAUCUAAAGGGUGAAGACCUUUUUGGUUUGACUGUCUCUGCAGUGGCUAGGAUUGCUGAAUCGCUUCCUGGGGUUGAGGCUUGUGAACAUUACACCUUCCGGUAUGGCCGAAACCCCCUCAUGGAACUUCCUCUUGCCAUCAACCCCACAGGCUGCGCCCGCUCUGAGCCAAAAAUGAGCAGCCAUGUCAAGAGGUUUGUGUUAAGGCCUCAUACCUUAAAUAGCACCAGCACUUCAAAGUCAUUUCAGAGCACAGUUACAGGAGAACUGAAUGCACCUUACAGUAAACAGUUUGUUCAUUCAAAGUCCUCUCAGUACCGAAAAAUGAAGACCGAAUGGAAAUCCAACGUCUAUUUGGCACGCUCACGUAUUCAGGGCCUGGGCUUAUAUGCUGCUAGAGACAUUGAAAAGCACACCAUGGUCAUUGAAUAUAUUGGAACCAUCAUCCGCAAUGAGGUAGCCAACAGGAAAGAGAAGCUUUAUGAAUCUCAGAAUCGCGGAGUGUACAUGUUCCGCAUUGACAAUGACCAUGUCAUUGAUGCCACAUUGACAGGAGGUCCUGCAAGGUAUAUUAACCAUUCCUGUGCACCAAACUGUGUGGCUGAGGUGGUAACCUUUGAAAGGGGACAUAAGAUCAUCAUUAGCUCUAGCAGGAGAAUCCAGAAGGGAGAAGAGCUCUGUUAUGACUAUAAGUUUGAUUUUGAAGAUGACCAGCACAAGAUUCCAUGUCACUGUGGAGCUGUAAACUGCCGAAAAUGGAUGAACUAGAUGCAUUCCUUGCUGUCUCCAGGGGUUGCUUGUCCCAAGGAAGAAGUGAUUUUGAUUUUUUUGAUUUUUAUGGGGUGGGUGUGGGUGGGUGUGAAAGCAAUCACUUCUGAAAGUUGUAUUCUACACCAGUGUGAAGCAAGCUGGCAGAAUAUGGAGUUGUUGCCUGAUGUCCGAGGCACACAGAGGUGAAACUGAUCUCCAAACCAGUCCAGCACUUUUGAUUUUAUGAACUCAUAAGGAGAAAUCGUUGAACUUGGGCAGAGAAGCUAUGGCUGAACUGCAAAAGGGCAGUGGGGCAUCAAUGAAUGUAGACUGAAAUCACCAGCGAAAGGGAGACGUCCAAAGUGCUGGCCACAGCCUUACUUAUUAAAGGGGCAGGCCCUCUAAAUACAGAAAAAUAAAUAAAUAAAAGUAGACACCACUGAACAAGGAAUGUACUGAAACGACUUCCUUAGGGAUAGAGCUAAGGGAAAUAACUUGCACUAAAAUACAUUUAAAAUACUUGAUUCCAUGAGUCAGUUUAUUGUAGUUUUUGAUUUCUGUAAAAUAAGAGAAACUUUUUGUAUUUAUUAUUGAAAUAAGUGAAUGAAGCUAUUUUUAAAAGGAAAAGUUAGAAGCCAAGCUGCUGCUGUUACCUGCAGAACUAACAAACCCUGUUACUUUGUACAAAAGUGUAAAUAUUUUGAGGAAUAAAGUACAGUAUAAAAAAAUAGUAAUUGACCAAAUGCUACCAGACUUUGCAGCAGUUCGGGUGCUUAUUAUAAAACUUUGAUAGGGAUGUUACAAUAUGAUCUCAUGUAUUAAAAAUGCCAUUACAAUUGUUAUGGAAUAACCAAAAUCUCAAUUUAAAGAGAGGUUUUACUUUAUUUUUUUAAUCUUUACAGCAGGCUCAACUGUGCUCUAUUAAUAACUUUUUUAAGUAACCGUUAAGACUGGUAGAGAGCAUGUAUAUUACAACUAUGACUUUUGUAGAUGUCUGAGGAAAUUUAGACUGAUUUAUUUUAUUUGUAUUAUAUUGUUACAUCCCUAUUUCUUAAAUCAGGUUUUUUGUGCUUAGAAUUUGUGAUAACUGUGAAUAACUGCUAAAACCACCCAAAAUAGAAGCUGAACAUUGAUUUUCUUUUCCAGAAAAAAAUAGUGGGGAUUACAUGAACUGUUCAGCUUACACUAAAUCAUGUAAUGAAAAUAGAAAUGUGUAGUGAGAGCGUAAGUCUAAUACAAUAGCUGCCUUCUUUAAAAGUAAAAACAAAGAAAAAAUUAGGUGUAAUUGUGCUUUCAGCUGCAGGACUCUGGCAAUAGGGUUUUGGAAAAUGUAAUUUAAAAAAUGUGUUUGUAUGGAUUGUUUUGUUUACAUUUCUUUAAAAAAAAUAAAACACUUUGUGUUUGCUUGUAGAAACCUAAUCAACAUUUUGAAGCAGGUUAGUUUUUUUAUUUUGUACUUUAAAUUCUGGUACUGACACUUCACAGUCUAAAUAUUAAAAAAAUGAAGUUUUUUGUGUGCACAGCGAAAGUGGACUGUAAAACUGUUGAUAUAUUCAGUGCUACAGUUCUGAACUUGUAAUGUAUAUGGCAUGAUGUAUUUUUAUCUUACAGAAUAAAUCAAUUGUAUAUAUUUUUCUCUUGAUAAAUAGCUGUAUGAAAUUUGUUUCUCGAAUAUUUUUCUUCUCUUGUACAAUAUUCCAACAUCCUACCAGUAUUUGUCCUACAGGUUUUUUCUGUUCUGUAUAAUAGUUAUCUAAUGUUGGCAAAAAAUGAAUUUUUGAAGUAUACAGAGUGUUAUGGGCUUUGAAAUUUGUGGAAACAGAUUUAGAAGAUCAGCAUUUACAAAUAAAAUAUUUUACAUCUAUAAA
Podarcis raffonei (Aeolian wall lizard) is the source of this 17671-nucleotide messenger RNA. RefSeq names its product lysine methyltransferase 2C (gene KMT2C). Bases 699 to 15821 code for a protein of 5040 amino acids. Gene Ontology annotation, biological process: positive regulation of transcription by RNA polymerase II. The record is from RefSeq and is a predicted model, not a curated record. Gene Ontology annotation, molecular function: histone binding; transcription coactivator activity; histone H3K4 methyltransferase activity. Gene Ontology annotation, cellular component: nucleus; MLL3/4 complex. The transcript has 60 exons. Lineage: Eukaryota; Metazoa; Chordata; Lepidosauria; Squamata; Lacertidae.